AUGUCGUUGGACGGGCAUAAGUCGUUGGACAAAAUGCUACCGGAUGAAGUGCUGUUGAUGAUAUUCUCACAACUGACGGUGGUCGAGCUUGCACGGGUUCAGCAGACAUGCAAGCGCUGGUACGAUAUCACACAAGAGCAUAGUGCCUUAUGGAGGGAUGCAACCGCAUUCUUCUCUCUUCUCGAUGCUUGGAACAAUCCGGAGGGUUUCAAUCGACGAAACCAUCUGUUAGGUGAAAGAGUAUCAGAAAUCAAUCUUUACGGCUUCAAAAAGCUUCUAGAUCUUUCAAAAAGGAAGCUCGACGGUCUUUGGAUUUCACUUUUCUGCGUAAAUAAGGAGCAGGUUGUUUGGAAUGAUGAAUUUUGCGAGAUUAUCAUCGAAGCUUUGGAAGAACAUCCACCUACAAGGUUGACUAUUGACUCCCUUAUAUCUGAUUAUCGCUUAAGCAAAGCAAAUACACGAUGUUUAGAGCAUCUUGCUAAAAAUCAAUUUUUGAAGCACCUCGAUUUAGAAAUCGAAACAAAUUCAAGUUUAUGGAGCCUUAGACUUUCCUGUUCUCUAGAAAGCCUCAAUCUACGAUGCCCGUGUCUCAGUAAAUGCAGCAACAAAGAGGAUAUGAUUCAAGCUUUCACGAGCAUAAAGAAGCUGAAAUUAGGUUCACCUUUGGAUUGCCCUGGAAAUUGGGAGUUUUUGGAAAAGAUUGGACAGAAUCUAGAGAGCCUCGAACUGGAAGAGAAAUUCUCUUUAUGUCAAGCUACCAUUCAAGCUAUAGGGCCUGACUCAAAGCAAAGGGUAAUAAUAUCUUUUCCUAAACUCCUUAGUCUGAAGGUGGAGAGCCGAUCGCAUAUCUCAAAUACAUUAUACAAGCUCAAUUGUCCUCGACUUCAAUCGUUGUCGAUUACAGGCGAUCUAAGCAAAUCAAAGAACAAUGGGCAAGAGAUCAGUGUUUCUGAGAUGUUGAUCUCUACGGAGACCAUUUCCAAUAUCUCUGUCUCUUUGUCUCGUAAUGAAAAAGAAUUUCUUUACAAAGCUUGUCUAGAACGCUUUUUCGGUAAAUUCCGUCAUAUCAAAGAAUUGUGUCUCGACGUGGGGUGCCAUGCCGCAUCAAAAGACUUAGUCGACACGCUUCCAGAGACGGUAUCGAUGCUAGCAAUCAAGAUAUCAUGUCACGAGCACGAGAGAGGUAGCAAAUUACUUUCUAACAGGAUUUCAAGAAUUCAUAGAGAUGGCGGAACAGUCAAUAAGAGGAGGAAAGACGAUAAUCUGAUUUGCAAGUUAGACGCGAUUUGCUGGAGGAUACCUUUAAAUAACGUCACUUACAAUGACCUCACGAUAUUCGGCAGGGCAAAUCUUCGUGCUCUUGCAUUUGGUCGUGGCAGGUGA
This is a messenger RNA of Meira miltonrushii, 1383 nucleotides long. RefSeq lists its product as uncharacterized. NCBI's taxonomy places the organism in Eukaryota, Fungi, Basidiomycota, Exobasidiomycetes, Exobasidiales, Brachybasidiaceae. The record is from RefSeq and is a predicted model, not a curated record. The transcript has a single exon. The coding region runs from base 1 to 1383 and encodes 460 amino acids. Gene Ontology annotation, molecular function: protein binding.